Messenger RNA from Fusarium subglutinans, 3477 nucleotides. RefSeq names its product zinc finger ADR1. The coding region runs from base 1 to 3477 and encodes 1158 amino acids. The transcript is spliced from 2 exons. Gene Ontology annotation, molecular function: zinc ion binding; DNA-binding transcription factor activity, RNA polymerase II-specific; RNA polymerase II cis-regulatory region sequence-specific DNA binding. NCBI's taxonomy places the organism in Eukaryota, Fungi, Ascomycota, Sordariomycetes, Hypocreales, Nectriaceae. Gene Ontology annotation, cellular component: chromatin. The record is from RefSeq and is a predicted model, not a curated record. Gene Ontology annotation, biological process: DNA-templated transcription; regulation of transcription by RNA polymerase II.
AUGACCGCUCCCGCACCGACAACCACCGCCGCCGCAGGCACCGCCGCGCCUUCCACCACUGACGAUACUGCAUCUACUAUCACAGUCAACACAAAAGCGCCUGCUAAUAAUUUCCCUCCCGCAAAGACGGACAAGCCACGUCCUCACGUCUGCACCACUUGCCAGCGUUCGUUCGCCCGAUUGGAACAUCUCAAGCGACACGAACGCUCCCACACCAAGGAGAAACCCUUUGAGUGUCCCGAGUGCUCAAGAUGCUUUGCCCGCCGUGACCUUCUGCUGCGUCACCAGCAAAAGCUGCACCAGGCUACGACCCCGUCAUCCCGUCCUCGUAAUCGUCGUGAGUCUACAACCGGUGUCGCUCCUGGUCAGAGUCGUGCCCGAAAGAAUAGCGUCGCUGGAGCCAACGCAGCUGCCGCUGCCGCUCCGGCUUCAAAUGCCUCAAACACCAUGCGACCGCGAGCCAACACUCUUGGGCAUAUCGACACAAUGGCUGCCAUGGCCUCUGCCUCUGCCAAUGCCUCCGUGGCUCGUGGACAUGUUCAUGGUCAUAGUAGACACCCCAGCCUCGCUGGCUUUCCAAUGCCCGGCAUGGAUUCUCUCUAUGGUGGCAUGUCCGCUGCUAUGGGUCAACGAGCUAUGCAUCCUGGCAUCCCCAAACUGGAGACAGGAGCCUUUAAUAACCUCGACUAUGUUAACCCUCUCAGGACGGCCCCGAUGUCCUUCAACGAUUUCGAUUUCGACUCCAUAAUCUUUGGGCCAGCCACGACAGUAAACCCAAACAAUCUACAUUACAGCGACUCACCGCAGGUGAUGAACAUGGAAAACCCGCCCUUUGGGCACUCGAUGAACGACAUGUCUGCGAACCCCCAGUUCGACGACCCCGUUGACUGGUUGACUGGUUUUGAGCAACAGAUGUCAUUUGCGAACGAAAAUGUGAUUGAUGAUGGAUCGAGUCCGUCGGCAAUUAGCACGACGAGUCAGAGUGGGAUUAGCGAUGUUAUGUUGGAUGGGUCGAAUCAUCCUGCGCCGGCUGGGACCAGUUCCAUGUGGCCGACAUCUGUGAUGGCUCCUCCACAGAUGCCCUCGAACCCUUUUGCGGUGGAAUUGAAUGGCACAGUCUUUCCGGAUCUCCUUAGCGGAGCACCGUUAUCACCUCAGCCAGCUACUCAAAAGAUGAAUGACCCUUACUUUUCUACGCCUCCACCCUCGCUGAGCUCAUUGAGUCCCUCUGUUGUGACGGGACUCGGCACCCAAAACAUUAACCAGACCCUUGGCUUCAACGCCGGCCCGGAGACGCCAUCUUCUCUAAAUGGGGGCAACCACGGCGCUUCGCCAGUGACCACCAUUACAGAUGCUACCCGGCAUGCCAUCGUGAACAUCCUGUCCCAGUGCCUACCCUUUGGGGGUCGUAAACAUUCUUUUACUUCUCAAGGAUCACCUCAAUCGCCACUUUCUCAGUCUGCCGGCAAUGCCGCCUCGUCCCAAGCAGCUAAUCUGCCCAGUACUCAGGACCUUCAGCGAUAUGUCGGUGCCUAUCUAGCAUACUUCCACCCCCAUUUGCCUUUUCUUCAUCUUCCUACUUUGUCCUUCGAUAUGCCCAUCUCUGCCAAUAGUCGUCCAGGUGUAGGUGGUAGUGGUAGUGGUUGUCUGAUAUUGUCCAUGGCCGCUAUCGGCGCGCUCUACGAGAUGGAUACUGCCCAAUCCCGAGAGCUGUUUGAAAUGGCUAAGAAAAUGAUCUUUUUUUACCUUGAAGAACGUCGAAAAGCCGAUGUCCGAAAAGCAGAUAUUCGCCGAGGUACCCCAACUGACCAUAGCAAUGACGGCAACGCUCACACUCCCGUGUGGCUUGUGCAAGCCAUGCUUUUAAAUGUUGUAUAUGGCCAUAACUGUGGCGACAAGACUGCCAGUGACAUUGCUUCGACGCAUUGCGCCGCCUUGGUCAGCCUUGCACAAGCAGCUGACCUCUUGCGACCCAAUCGCCCCAACGCCUCUGACGGCCAGGAUGUUCAGAUGAGUGAUGACCGAAACUGGAACAUGAAUCUGGAGCCCGAUCAGGCAGAGUGGCUGCGGUGGAAGUCUGGAGAAGAGCGGAAGCGAACUCUAUACGCCGUGUUUAUACUUUCAAGCCUCUUGGUUUCCGCCUACAACCACACACCUGCGUUGACAAAUUCAGAAAUCUACCUGGACCUCCCCUGCGAUGAAGAGUUCUUCUCAGCUGAGACGAGCGCCGUCUUUCACUCACGCGGUGGAUGCGAGGCUGCAAACCACAACCGGAUGACAUUUCACGAUGCAUUGGGUGACCUCCUUCAUGUCAAUGAGAAACAGCAUCAAUUCUCUUUUGGUGGACAGUUUGACACCGAUGGAAGCGACCCGAUGAGUGCGCCUCUUCGACCCAGCACAUUCGGAUCUCUGAUACUCAUUAACGCAUUGCACAACUAUAUCUGGGAAACACGACAAAGACACCACAACAAAACCUGGACAAAUGAAGAGACAGAGAAGAUGCAUCGGCACAUUGAGCCAGCCUUGAAGGCGUGGCAAGCGGCCUGGGCAAGCAACCCUCAUCACAGCGUAGAACGUCCCAACCCUUUUGGCCAAGGCCCGCUGUCAGCUGACGCGAUCCCUCUGCUCGAUUUGGCGUAUAUUCGGCUUUUCGUCAACCUUUCACGCUCAAAAGAGAGGUUUUGGCAAAGAGACUGGGAUGGCAUGGCUGAGGAGCUUUCUCGCGGCAACGAGAUCGUGCAGCACGCUGAGCAAUCACCGAUCUCGAACUCUGAGUCUGGAAGUGCCGAACCUUCGGAUAACUCAAUCAAUGGCUCAGGAUUCGUGGAAACGCCUGCGACACAGACGUCAUCGAUGGACUUGUCCAACACUAAGCUUCCUCUACGGCCAGCAUCCUCUAGUAUGUCGAGUCACACUACGUCUCGCAGGGAAAAGCAUCUUCGGAAGGCAGCUUUCUACGCCGCCGACUCCCUCGCCAUGUCGGAUAAGCUCGGUGUGACCUUUGCCGACUUCACCAGUAGGGAACUUCCUCUUCAGUCUGCCAUGUGUGCGUUUGACUGCGCGCAGGUUCUUGCAGAGUGGAUUGCGACUUUGCAGGAUCGUGUUGGCUGCUACUUGGGGAUCCUUGGUCAGGAUCAAGUCAAUCUCUCCGAGGUUCCUGCCAUAAUGCUUCUGGAGGAAGAAGAUGUCAAGCUGCUGGGCAAAGUUCAGGAAGUGCUAUCAUCAGCAGAGAUGAAGAUGAACAUGGAGCUUGUCAAUGGCAUGAACGGCCGGGACGCCAACCUGGACUUGGGUGGGCACAACGGCUACGCUGCCAAGCUACUCCGAAUCACUGCAUUGAUGCUUGAUAAGGCUGCGGUGUGGCCAGUGACGCGACUCAAAGCUCGAUGCCUAGAAUCUCAUGCAAACUUCAUGCGGACACGGGCUGAGAGGUCCAUCAUGCCCCAGCAAAACGCACACGUGCAAGACCAGAUGUAG